UAAUGCUUAACUAAUCACUAUUCAAUGAAUUCAACAAGUAGUAGUAGUAGGUACUGUAUCUGUUCUACUGUUGCAAUGAUAACAAAAACUUACAUUUCACAAUAUUCAGAAAUGUUUUUUUCUAUUGUAGCUACAGUGUUUACUACACAUUAACUCUUCAGUCUUUCUAUAAUUUCGCAUUAAUUCGUCAAUCAUUUUUUCAUUGUUAUCGGUAGAAAAUUACAAAGGAUAAUCGAGAUGAGUGAUGGAGAACACUAACUACCGUCCAUUGCCACCUCCUAGGAAUAAAGUUACUAGUAAAUGCACUAAAAAAAAGCCACCAGUACCAUUACCACGCAAGAAUGUAAAUGUUCAUGAUAGUGAUUUGAAAAAUGGUUCAAGUUUAAUUUCUUUAAAUUUUAAAGAAACAAAUGUUUUGUCAAAAAAAAAUUUCAAACCAGAAAUAAAAAUGGAAUCUGAAAAUGGUCUAGAGCGAAAAAAGUCUAUCAUCGAAAAUACUAGAAGUAUGAGUAUUUGCAUUGAAAAAUCUUUUCGUAGCCUCUUACCUAGACCUACACGACGACAUACAAUAAGUCAAACAUCUGAAGAUUUUAAACCAGACAUCAGUGAAUCUCCAGUUGAUAAUGACAUAUUUUCUACAUUAAGUUUUGACUCUCCAAUUCCAUCAGACAGUAACUCUGACCGAUCAUUCAGUAAUUAUUAUUCCGAAUCAGAUUUUUGUAGUUCACAGCCUCCAAAUUUUCCACCACCUCCUUUACCUCAAGAUGUAUUGUAUGAUAAGGUACCAAGAUCAAGUAAUUCUAGUAGCCAAUGUGGAUCAUAUUCUACAGAAAACAUAUAUGAACUUAUUUUAAUUGGACAAACAAAAUCACAAGCUUAUGAAAACUGGAAUCCAACAAGUGAGAAAAGUUAUAGCUCAAGUGAUACAAGUAAUAUUAAUAAUGAAACUAAACAUAAUAAAUCUGAUAAUGAUGAAAAUUUACAUCAAACCUCUUUAUUUACCAACAAAAAAAUACCUAAUGAUACAAAAUCUGUUGUAUUACAAUUUGAUCCUUUACAUAAUUCAAUUAUAAAUUUAUUGGAUAAACAAAAAGAAGAAGAAGAUUGCUCAUUACUACAAGAAAUCGAUGAAAUAUUAUAUUCAUCACAUUACAGUACUGUUGAAUCUAGAAGUGUUGUAAACUUAAAUCUUGAAGAUUUAGAUGAAAAUUUGUAUACUAUUCCCGAACCUCCAGAUCGCUUGGAUUCAAUUGAAGAACCUAAUAAUUCAUUAGUGUUACAAGAUGAUAAUAUAAAUAAAAUUAAUUGUAAAGAAGAUAUUCAAGUUGAACCUGUUUUUGAAGAAAAACCGAGAAAAAAUUCUUUAACAAGUUGGCUAAGUAUGAAACGUACUUUGAAAAAAGUAGCUGAUGGAUCAACAGGUUCAGUUAGAAAAAUGAAAUCAAUACUAAAACCAGAAGAAAAAAUUGAAAAAGAAGAUAAUUUAGAAGUGGAAAUUUCCAAUAUCUUUCACAGCGGUAUUUUAUUUGUUAGCAUUGAUGAAAAAAAUAAAGAUUUUGAAAAGAAAUGGUGUCAAAUAGUGGGUGGCCAAUUCAAGUACUCAACUAAUAAAAACCAAACAGGAAAUUCAAUCUCAUUAUCAUCAUUAUUGAGUAUUCAAACUAUCAAUGAACCUAAACAAAGUGAAGGAGAGGAUAUAUUUUGUUUUAAAAUAAAGUUUUUGUUACGUCCUCAAUCAAUUUUGUUUGGAGCUCUAUGUACUACAGAACGUCUUGUAUGGAUGCAAAAAUUCUUAGGAUCAGUGACUGGUUUAUUUCCACUUAAAAUAUCUUCUGAAUUUAGUAGAGCCGGUUAUGCAACAUUAAAAGAAGGCAUAAACGGUGAAUGGAAACAAGCCUGGUUAUUGUUACAUAAUAGAGUAUUAACAUUUGCUAAACAGACCUGUGGGCCAGAAUUGGUUGAUUUAAGAAAAGUCAGAAAUGUAGUGACUCAAGAAGAUGAGGAGUUAAAAAUAACUAUACUGGUUGUAGAUUAUAUCACAAAAUCAAUUUAUUUGAAGUUUGAUGAAGAUUCGGAAAUUUUGAAUUGGCAACAUAUAAUAAAAGCUGAAACUGUGAAUACUAGUCCACAUUUAAAAGAUCAGCAACUAAGUACAGAUCAAGUUCCAGUUAUCGUUGAAAAAUGUUUAAAAUUCAUUUAUGCUCAUGGAUGUUUGACAGAAGGUGUCUAUAGGCGUAGUGGUUCUUGUUCUAAUACUACUAAACUUUUAUCUGCAUUCAGAAAAGAUGCUUGGGCUGUACAAUUUAGCCAACAAGAUUAUUCAGUAUAUGAUGUGGCAAGUGUAUUGAAGCGAUUUUUUAGAGAUUUGCCAGAACCUGUGCUUACAACUGAACUCCACACGCAUUUUUGUAAUGCGGUAAAAUGUAAUUGUUCCGAAGAUGAAAAAGUAAUACUUUACAGAAGUUUAUUAGAACGACUACCAGCUAUUAAUUAUGUGACUGUUCGUAAACUUUUGAGUCACUUAUAUUACAUCCAACUUCAAAAUGAAAAAAACUUGAUGACUGUGCAAAAUUUAGCAUCAAUUUGGGGUCCAACCUUAAUGCACAUAGAAGAUAAUGAUUCACUUAACUGGUCAAAAGUAGAAUCUGAAGCUGUAAAUGAUCUUAUACUCUUGUAUCCUAAAUUAUUUUAUGUAGAAGAAGAUGAAAUAAAGCGAGAAGAUAGAAUAAUGGAAGCAUUAAUACAAUAUAAUUUAUCAAAUGGCAAUGUCCCUCAGCCAUCAAAACCUUCUGGAGAUUUAAAAAUUUGGAUUUAUCUUGGUUCAAAAGAUAGUGAAAAUUGUGUCAAUGUCACUUUGAGUCCAAGUAAAACCGCAUUGAUGAUAUGUGAUGAACUUGCAAAUAAAAUGGGAGCCCGUGGUGGAUAUUUACUUGGUUUGCAAGAAGUAGUUUGUAAUGGAACAAUGAUUCGUCCAAUUCAUCAUACAGAGUUGUUAUUAGACAUAGUACUAUUAUGGGCUUAUUGGGAUGUAAAGUAUAGAAAGGAAAAUUAUAUUGUUUGUCUUCAACCGAAUUCUUUACUUAUUGAAAUUGUACCAUUUGCUAAAGAACAUUUAACUAUUUGCGCUGAAUUAAAAUUUGCAGAACAAAAGAGUAAAUCGUUUAAGUCUUAUUUAUUUGAAAUAAGUGAUAGAAAAUUAAUAUGCUACAAAGAUAAAUCUGGAUCAACAUUAUUGUAUGAAUGGUUUAUUAAGGAUUUAAUUUGGUAUAUUGGAUUUGAACCUAAAAGAAACCCACAUGCUAGAUGGUGUAUAACAUUCAUUUUAAAGAAUGACCUACCUAAAGAACUAAGAGAUAAUUUUGGUUGGUCAAUUGCUGGUACUACUAAAGAAGAUCAUUUACGAUGGAUGGCAGCAUUAUUGUUAGCUGAAUAUGAAGUUAAUCAGAUUACACCCCCAGUGACCAUUAAUUUAUUAGAUUAUUAAAAUAAUUUUAACAAAGUAUUUUAUUAGGUGAACAUAAUCAUAAUAUUCUUAACUUAAUGAUUAAUGUUGUACUUACAGUUUAAUGUAUGUAACAUUACAAUAUUUUGUAUUGCUAAUUUGAAAAAAUCUUAGAUCAAUGUUUUCAAAAACUUGUUAAUAACAUAUAAUUAUUAAUGUAAACAAAUUAUAAAAUUGAAUUGUAUAUACUAUUAUUUCAAAUAUUAUUUUUCUAUAAUAUUUGUUGUAUAACACGGUCAAAUUAAUUACAAUAUUUAAAUAAUAGUUGAUAAAUCAAUUAUUCAGAAUUUAGUUGAUAAUCGAUGAUCUCAUUUAAAUUUACAAUAUGUUUGUAAUCCCGAAAGUCUGAAUUAUUGUUUAAAUAAAUAGAAUACUAAUCUUGCCAUUCUUGGAAUUCAUACUAGUCGAAUUAUUAUCAUGAUUUUAUGAAUUAUUCGAUUUGAUUUUUGUAGUAUUGUUAAAAUAAACAACAAAUAUUAAUUUAUAAUUUUUUAUAUAAUACAGUGAAAUUUAGGAACUAAAGUGCAUACCGAUAAAGAAAAAUGUUUGUAUUGUUUUUUUUUUAAAUACCCCAGAAGAAUACUCGUAUAUUAUACACUCCCAUUAGCAGUUAUUUUUUAUUUUCUUAAAAAUAAAUGAUUUUAGGUAACUAUAGCCACAAGUGUUUGUUUUACUGUGAU
This is a messenger RNA of Rhopalosiphum maidis (corn leaf aphid), 4182 nucleotides long. RefSeq names its product arf-GAP with Rho-GAP domain, ANK repeat and PH domain-containing protein 2 (gene RhoGAP15B). Lineage: Eukaryota; Metazoa; Arthropoda; Insecta; Hemiptera; Aphididae. Gene Ontology annotation, biological process: signal transduction. The record is from RefSeq and is a predicted model, not a curated record. The transcript is spliced from 12 exons. Bases 245 to 3484 code for a protein of 1079 amino acids.